ACAGAAAGGAGUACUUCCCCAAAUGGUAAAUCACUGAUAAGCUGCGGUAAUCUCACCUAUAAAGAGGAGCAUCCAAAGUUGCAGCAGCACAAUCCAAAGUUAACCUCUCAGUAAUCAAGAUGCAACUGCUGCCAAUCCUUGUGCUCCUCGCUCUCGUCAUCUGUGCCGCCUGCAAGAACCACGAGGAGUGGCGAGAACACCGACCAAGUGACUACGAUCCGAGGCCAUAUUCAAAGCAGUUCUAAAUCACCAGAAAACUACAACAAUGAGA
This is a messenger RNA of Drosophila santomea, 271 nucleotides long. RefSeq lists its product as uncharacterized. The transcript has a single exon. Bases 120 to 245 code for a protein of 41 amino acids. The record is from RefSeq and is a predicted model, not a curated record. Lineage: Eukaryota; Metazoa; Arthropoda; Insecta; Diptera; Drosophilidae.